AUGGCUAAAGAAGAGGAUAUUGGAAUUCAGCCAGCGUUAGCUGGGCUUGAAGCUGCCUAUAAGAACAUGGAUUUGCGCCAUCAGCGUGUUCAGGAGCUGACUGAGAAUGUCACUGGAGAAAUCAAGAACCCCCUUAUGGGAAUUCCCAAGGCGCAGCUCAUGGCUGAUGUCGAGGCCUAUGCCAACAAGUUCGAUCUCACUGACAUUCUCCCAUUGCUGAAGAAGGGAGCUUUGGUCUCGCAGAACCCCCGAAACUUUGAGAACAUCGAAGAACUCGACGAAGACGAUCGUCAGGCUUUGCGUGAGGAAGUCACUCAUCGCUGGAAGCAUCCAUGGGCCUUGUACUUUACGAUCAUUCUCAAUUCCAUCGCCGCUGCUGUUCAGGGUUGGGAUCAGGAAGGUUCCAAUGGUGCAAUCUUGACUUUCCAGGAUGCUCUUGGAAUUCCUAAUUCUAGUCCUGGGCCAUGUGACCUGGCUGGCACCUGCGAUCGCAAUACCUGGCUUGUCGGUACAAUUGUCUCGAUGCCCUAUUUGAUUAUCGCUGUGUUGAUCGCUUGGAUUGCUGAUCCUUUGAACCGUUGGCUUGGUCGUCGUGGUGUUAUUUUCCUCGGUGCUAUCUUCAGUUUGAUCGCACCUUUCGGUUCUGCUCUUGUCCAAACAUGGCCUCAAUUGAUCGUUUGUCGUUGUCUUCUCGGUGCUGGUAUGGGUCUCAAAGAAGUCACGGUCCCUGUGUUCUCGGCUGAGACUGCCCCUACCAUCAUUCGUGGAGGUCUGGUUAUGACCUGGCAGCUGUGGACUGCAUUCGGUAUCUUCUGUGGCGUUUGCGCCAACUUGGUCCUUGCCAAAACUGGACCCAUCGCUUGGCGAUUACAGUUCGGUUCUGCGUUCAUUCCGGCCAUUCCACUUGUGUUGGGAAUCUGGUUCUGUCCAGAAUCUCCCCGUUGGCUCAUGACGAAGAAGAAACACAAAAAGGCAUACAAUUCUCUGUUGCGUCUGCGAAACACCCCCCUUCAAGCCGCACGAGACUUGUACUUCAUCCAUGCUUCAUUGAUUCAAGAGGAUAUUCUGUUGGAAGAAGCUGGAUUCUCCAAGACUGCGAGCCUAAUUACUCGCUUUAUCGAGUUGUGGACUAUCCCACGGAAUCGCCGUGCCGCCCAGGCAUCUGGUGUUGUGAUGAUUGCCCAACAAAUGUGUGGAAUCAACAUCAUUUCUUUUUACUCCACAAGUAUCUUCGCUUCGGCAGGAGCUAGCAAUAUCGGCGCUCUGCUUGCUUCUUUUGGCUUUGGCGCCAUCAACUUCCUGUUCGCCUGGCCGGCUGUUUGGACGAUCGAUACAUUUGGUCGACGAACUCUACUGCUUUUCACCUUCCCCAACAUGUGUUGGUCCUUGCUUGUUGCUGGGUUCUGUUUCUGGAUUCCAUCAGAUAACAAAGCUCACCUUGGAUUGAUCGCCUUCUUCAUUUACAUUUUCUGCAUGUUUUACUCUCCAGGCGAAGGACCUGUGCCUUUUGCUUAUUCUGCAGAGGUGUUCCCGUUGUCUCAUCGUGAGAUCGGUAUGUCCUGGGCCGUGGCGACCAACAAUUGGUGGUGUGCAGCAUUGGGUAUUACUUUCCCUUACAUGCUCAAGGCGAUGACACCACUGGGCGCAAUCGGAUUCUAUGCAGCGUUGAACAUCGUCGCUUUUGUGCUAAUCUUCCUCUUUGUCCCCGAGACCAAACAACGUUCUCUUGAAGAGCUAGACUAUGUCUUUGCAGUGACUACUCGCCGUCACGCGUCGUACCAGUUGGGUACUGUUCUCCCAUGGUGGAUUAAGCGGUACAUCUUCCGUCGAAAGGGCUUGGUUUGCCCAGAGCUUUACAAGAUCGACUUGGAUGACGACAGCAGCAGCAGCUCAGCUGUUAUUCCAGGUAGCAACAAGGCUGGGACAGAAGCUAGCGAAUAUCAGACCUCUACUGUUUGA
Molecule: messenger RNA, 1959 nt
Organism: Talaromyces marneffei
Lineage: Eukaryota; Fungi; Ascomycota; Eurotiomycetes; Eurotiales; Trichocomaceae
Exons: 6
Coding region: 1-1959 (652 amino acids)
Biological process (GO): transmembrane transport
Cellular component (GO): membrane
Molecular function (GO): myo-inositol:proton symporter activity
Source: RefSeq, a predicted model, not a curated record